AUGUAUGCCCUGCGUACUGCGCACUACGGCCCAACUGAAGGUCUGGUGGAUGAUGAGGCUCUUCCAAGAAUGUUUAUUCGACCUAAGCUGUGCUUAAUUCGCGAUUUCUCAAUUUGCCACGAUGACUUCGAGAAGGAUCCUUCGGAUGGCGUGUUGAAAGUCCACACGUUUAACUGGCUCGGCUUCGCUCAGUACAUACACGUUACGACUGGGCUGCCUCAUCACAGCAAGGCGCCUCGCGUGGUCCUUGUUCACAAGCAGUUUGUCGUCGGAACAGCGGCCGACAUGUUACAUCUCCCGAAGAACUACAAAUUAUUCGGAGUAGGCAAUAGUCUCGCUUUGAUCAAACUUAUUCGGCCAUUGAAGUCUCCUGUUCCAAGAGAUUUCGAUUCGGAACGAUUAGCCAAGAAAACUCUGAAGUUGUACACUCAUAGGGAAUGUAAACAGCAUCGAAUGAAAGCGAGACUAGGUAGUGAAGGAGUCACGCAUGUCCUGUGUAGUUCAGGAUGUGGUGUCCGGCCUGGUGCGACCAUAAUCAGUCACUCAUCAGAUGGACCAUUCGAGCUAAUCGGAGUGGCAGCGGGCGGAGCUCCUUGCCAUCGCCGGUCCAUGCGUCGGCGCCUUAAUAAUGAACCACCACUCUAUAUAGACGUGUUUCCAUACACUAAUUGGAUCAUGAAUGUCAUAACUGCGCACCAUCUUCCCAAGCCAUACCCUCAGAAUUUUAAGCUGGUUGAUGCAGGGCCAGGUAUACCUAAAAUUAUACCUUUCUUCCUGUUCUAG
Molecule: messenger RNA, 783 nt
Organism: Spodoptera littoralis (African cotton leafworm)
Lineage: Eukaryota; Metazoa; Arthropoda; Insecta; Lepidoptera; Noctuidae
Source: the annotation of a GenBank genome assembly